CUUCCUUCGAUCUCUGUGCCCUAUCCAAAGUCCUCGAGAAGAAUAAACUCUCUCAUAGUGAUAAAAAAUAAAUCAUGAAUAGAAUUCCACGUAUGAAUAUCGUCAUACCGAUUUCGGAUUCGGUCAACAACGUAUGGUAAACUUGACUCGUUGCCAUUUCUAAAGUGAGUAGUGAGGUGUUGUACGGGGAAUAUAUUUUGGCGGGAAUUCGCGUCAGGACACGUGGGAGAGCUAGCCGAUAGAGCACGGACAUCCAGACUCGAGCCAAACAACUAGAAGGAGUUUGAGAACCAAAAUCUCGUACACAAAACACAGCCAUGGGUGUCUUAGGGAUUGCUAUGUCAACGGCUAGUUCCCAGUUGCUUGGGUUUGCUUGGUAUGGACCUCUCUUUGGCUCGAUGUGGUGCAGGAACAGCGGAAGAAGACGAGAGGACAUCGAACGAUCUAGUAAAAGCAAAUGGAUCAUGGUGGUUCCUUUGCUUUCCAAGUUAGGAUCAUCGAUCCUUAUUGCACAUCUGCUUAAGGACCACAUAGGUGUCAAGACCGUAUACGAUGCCUGUAGGAAUGGUCUUGCCUUUUCGGCCGUCAUCGUCCUCUACAACGCCUCCCAUUCUCCUUUCCAGGGGGAGGGGCUUCCAGCCUAUUUGAUCAAUGCAGGGUACGAUGCAAUCUGUACCGUCAUGACAGCCGCCUUGGUCACUCGUUAUUAAAAUGGGUUUCGAAAUCGAAACAAGCUUCGAAAGCACAACCAGCAUCUACAGAGAAGUUUCAACUUUUAAAUCCAAUCUUCGGCAAUUAAAUACUCUCGGAAACAAUAUCCAUCUAAUCUUUUAUUGUUAAAUGAAGAA
Messenger RNA from Lytechinus variegatus (green sea urchin), 848 nucleotides. RefSeq lists its product as uncharacterized. Bases 318 to 710 code for a protein of 130 amino acids. Lineage: Eukaryota; Metazoa; Echinodermata; Echinoidea; Temnopleuroida; Toxopneustidae. The transcript has 4 exons. The record is from RefSeq and is a predicted model, not a curated record.